Messenger RNA from Podarcis lilfordi (Lilford's wall lizard), 8661 nucleotides. The record is from the annotation of a GenBank genome assembly. NCBI's taxonomy places the organism in Eukaryota, Metazoa, Chordata, Lepidosauria, Squamata, Lacertidae.
GCGCGCAUCCUCCCAUGGAGCCAAGAUGGCGGACACGGGGACCGGCGGCUCUAGUAGCUCGGGCACGGUAAGGCUGGGGCUCCGGAGCCCUUUUGGGGGGGAGGGCACGACCCACCUGCGGGCCCGCUUUGUGGUCACCAGGUGCCCGCCGCAGGCUCUCAUGACAGCGCGGGGCGGCGUCAGGACACCGAGGAAGGGGGAGGUGCUGGGUGGAAGGCGGGCGCCUCUUGAUUUGCGGGGCGCCAUUGCACUUUCAGACCGCUCUGGGUUUCGGGGGGCAGCGCCUUUCCAUUCCCUCUUCUGCGAUUAUGCGCUUGCAGAAAGCCAGAUAACGUUGCAAGCAGGUGGCCACCCAAAACAUGCGUGCAAAAACACCGCUUUCUAAGAUCACGAGAACUGUGCACAAAUCUUGAGGUCACGUCUGAACACGCGUUCCCCCCUAUCUUCUUCCGCCUUUCCGGAAGCUGCCUAAUACUGAACCAUGCCAUUUCUUCACCUUGCCUGCCCAGUACUAUGUCCCUCUGACUCAACACAUCUACCCAAGGCGGGGGUCGCUGGCGGAAGGGAAAGGCAAUUCUGAAAGCUGCUGCUUGAGAUCCUCUUUAACUGGAGAAAUCAGGGAUGUUGCUUUUGCACACCUGUUCCCAUGAGUAAGCAUGAGGCUAAUUCCUUGCUAAUUUUGUACACUUGGAAAGUAGAGAGAGCACUGUCAGAAGUGGGACAUGAGAGCACAUGUUGGACUUUGGGAGAAGGACCCAUUUAAGACAUGUUUAGCAGUAACUGAAAGUGGGAUUUACAUAAUGAACACUGUUAGUGGAAGUGCAAGGGCUUCUACUUGCACAUUGGGCCUUCGCUCUCCCCCCCCCCCGUGCUCCUGAAAUUGGCUUGGGAAGCAGUCAGGAGAGCCCCCAGAACAGUGGAGGGAGGAUCAUUCCAUUUGCAAGCUGAUACACUUGUGCAAAUGGAACAUUUAUAAUAGCACAGUGUUGAAUUCCACCCUAAGUGGUGUUGUUGACAACUUCCGCAUGCUCCUUAUUUAUGUGCUCCCUUUACUAAUCACAUCCUCCUUGGUUGGGUUUGGUUCCAGCAGCGAUCAGGUGGCAAACACUCUUCAACCCCGGCAGAUAACUACUAUUUGGCUCGAAGGAGGACCCUUCAAGUGGUGGUUAGUUCAUUGCUGACAGAGGCUGGGUUUGAGAGCUCUGAGAAGGCUGCUGUGGAGACCAUGACAGAGAUGCUCCAGAGCUGUGAGUAUCCCCAACUGUGUAAUACUGAGAAACCUCCACUGCUAGUAUUAGGCACAUUAGCUUUAACCCUCCCCACUAAUGACAAUAACAGACACAGGCAUUUGCAAUUUCUGCAGGAGGAGCUGACUAAAAUGGGGGCUCUGCUUCUUCAGGAGCAGUUUGAAAGGGAGAUGUUUGGCAGCACUUUCACCUUCUGUGUGGCGCUGCAACAAUUUUGGAGCUGCCAUUUGAUGUGCUUGCCAUCAAGUAGACAGCAUGACCCUGCAUACCAGUUUCACUGCCAAAACUCUGUUUUGAGCAACUGAAGCCCUUUGGCGAUUGCUUGACAUUAUUUAACAAAGUAGGAGAACUGUGAUCUUGAUUUGCCUGACAGACCACUGGGAAACAUAAGCGGCUUGGAAUAGGAACGCAUGGUGUUGCUUUGCUUUCAUGUAGGUGUCCAAGUUUCAUGUAUUUUUUUCACAUUCUUGUUUGUUUGGUGGUGGCAAGUAGCAAAUGGCAUCAAAUAUCUUGACCUUCUCCCUUACUCUUGUUCUUAAAAACUAGAACAGGCUUCCUCAACUUCGGCCCUCCAGAUGUUUUUGGCCUACAACUCCCAUGAACCCUAGCUAAGCAGGACCAGUGGUCAGGGAUGGUGUGAAUUAUAGUCUCAAAACAUUUGGAGGGCCGAGGUUGAGGAAGAAUAUGACACACACACCAUUACCAAUUCUUGUUUUAUAUAUUCCUUACUAUUUUCUUGGAGGGAAAGGAUUCAUUUUCUAAAAAAUGCUGAGCACUCCACAGUAGAAUACUAGGUUUCUAUUCCCCCCACUUCCUCUGCAAUCUAAAUGCUAUGGAUGGACAAUGGUCUCUAGAGAUUCAGCUUCUCUAAAUUCAGAAUAGUGCUAAAGUGAGCAUGUGAUGAUAUAUCUUGACUCUCAGUUCUGUGGUGAUUUUUGCUUUGCCAGACAUUUCAGAAAUUGGGAGGAGUGCCAAAUCUUUCUGUGAACAUACUGCGAGGACUCAGCCGACCCUUUCAGAUAUUGUCGUCACCUUAGUUGAAAUGGGUGAGUGUUAGGAUUACAUGGUACAGGCAUGGCAGUUGCGGAAAGGUCAGAAGGGAUUGUGUAAGUGUAGUCAUUGAGCAGAUACUGCUAUUACAGUGGAUGUACCAUUGAUUGGAUGCGUGAUCCAUUGAGCAUGAAAGAUGGGUUGCCAUCCUUUGGGAAUCUUUGGGAAGGAUGCCAGAGUCCUACUGCCCAACUCCUUUUCCUGCCCAGAGUCCUACUGCCCAACCCCUUUUCCUGCUAUUGAAGCUCCAUAUCACCUCUUUGUACAGAGGAAAGUUCAAUCCAUCCACCACCUCAUCUUCCUCCUUACUGUGGAUGGUGUACCUCCAUUCGGCCCAUUCGGUGUUUUAGGCACUCAUUCAUUCAUUUGAAUAUAUAUUCAAGUAAACCUAUCUGCUAUUCUGUCUGGAUCCCUCUAGAAUCAGAGAAGGGAGAGCAAAUGCUGGUGAAUUAAUUAAUACUUCCCUCCCCACAUAGUGUAGCCAUAGUGCCAGGGCUUCAGUGGUGGAUGAGUGGUGGAUUGGCUUGCUAGAAUGACUUUUCCUUUCUUUUGUUUUAGGCUUCUUUGCUUUCUUCUGUUUCAGGCUUUAAUGUGGAAACGCUCCCUGCAUACGCCAAACGGUCCCAGCGGAUGGUGAUCACUGCCCGUAUGUGAGCUCUUGCAUGCAUUUUAUUUCAUUCAUACUUAACUUUAUAAAAGGAACUUUGGCCCAGUAAUUGGGACAUGUGCUCUGUUGCUUUGGAAUUGCAUUGGACCAGUAUCUUUUUCCUGUGUCAUAUUCUCAGGAGGGAAAGGCGUGGUUUCUGCAACAGACACAUUCAGUUGGAGAAGCAGUUCACUAUUUUUCAAUUUAGGCUCUGUGGAUCCCUUUAAGAUGUUCUUGUUGGCUUUUAUAACAAACUGAAACUCAGCUUUAUUUAGUAUUCUGCCAAUUGUAUGUUGCAUGGCUGCUGAAGCUAUUGCAUGAUCAUUAUUUCAUUAAAUAUUUCUUAAGAAGCACAUCUAAGGUGGCAGUUUUAAGCACACUUAGCUGGGGAGUAGGCUCUGUUGAAUUAUGAGGAACUUGAUUCUAAAUAAAUGUGUUGCAUGUGACUUGGGCCUUGAAUGAGAACAAAAUAACUUAAGGCUUCUUUCUACUUUUGCAGAGUCUUAAUAUUUUUUAGUUACGCCAUAUCUGUAGGUAAAUAUAUACUGAAACAGAGUUCCAGUGACUGAAGUGAAAUUUUGGCUGCAGUGCUAUAAGCACACAUAUUUGGUGUCAGUGAAAUGUUUAAGGCUUUAAGGGCCAGAGACCAAAAGUGAGGGAAGCAAUUGAUGUCACUCUUACCUUUGUUCAGUAGGCUGCAUUCCAGGCACACAGAUGCCAGAGGUUUCUACAUACAGAAACACUUCACACAUCUCUCCAUAUUCCAUCCAGGCAAGCAAGAGGCAUUCUUGCAGCUCAAGGACACAAUCCAGCCAGGCAAAAGCACUUGAGGAGAGUGCAGAGCUGAGCCAGUGAGGGGUGUGGUUUGAGGAGAGUGUGCCUAGCCUGGACUGAGUCCCAAGAGCCUCCUGUACAAACUUGGAGAUCUGAAGUUCCCCAUUCCUGCCUGAGGAGUGCAGGCAUAGGCAGAAAAAAGUUUGCCCAGCUCUGGCCUAAAUAGAUUUGUUAUAUCGGUUGCGCUAAGUUGAACAGAGAUUGCCUCCCUCUGAAACUGGGCUGAUACCACUGAGGCAGAGGCUGCCAUGACCGAAAUCCUCUUUCCAAUUGCAGCACCUGUAACAAAUCAGCCCAUGACUCCAAAAGCCCUGACGGCCGGACAGAACAAGCCUCACCCAUCCCAUAUUCCUGGUCACUUCCCAGAGUUUCCGGAUCCUCACACUUACAUCAAGACACCAGUAAGUAGGCCUGCCUUGCUUAAAAAAACUGACCAGAGAUGGUAGACAAGUUGUUGUGAGACACUUUCAGCCUCUGGGGAUGACCAGUGUUUUAAGUCCACUGAGCUAUUCCUUUUCCGUUAUUUCUGAAAAUGGUCCUAAAUAAGAAGAUUUGGUUGUCUACUGGAUAGAUGUGAACUUAACUGCACAGGAGUAGCUGGAUUGCCCCCAGUGACUCUAAGCAAUACAGAUUCGAAGUCUGUGUAUAGUCAUUGUCGCCUCCCUCUCUUUGCCUUACAGACGUACCGGGAGCCUGUGUCGGAUUAUCAGAUCCUUCGGGAAAAGGCUGCUUCUCAGAGACGGGAUGUUGAAAGAGCUCUGACACGCUUCAUGGCAAAGACAGGAGAGACACAAAGUCUUUUCAAGGAUGAUGUCAGCACCUUCCCUUGUAAGACAAUCAAUCCAGUGGCAGGGCACAUUGUUUCAAGUAAGAUGCUGUGUGUCUAGCGCAGCCUUCAUCCACCUAGCCCCCUCCAGAUGUUUUGGAGGGCCAGCAGGGACAUUGUGGUCCAAAACUUCUCACGGGCACCAGAUUGGCCUUUGGGCUGUCCUAUAUUGUAAAUGAACCCUCCUCAAAUGAGCUGCAUUUGCAAUAAGGCAAAUUACAAAUAUGAAGUAUGACAUUGUUGUAACUUUGCCAAAAACUUCUACAUAGCUACCACAGAUGGUGACAUCUUUACUUGUAGGCUGCUGGCGGUGACAGGUUUACGGUAUAACUUUUUCCUUGACCUUGAAAGCUUGCAUAGAAGGAAAUAAAUCUCAAUAGUCCAUGCCUUUCUUUGAGUUUUCUCUCACUUCCAACCUUUUAGGCCGGACACCUGAGAGAUGGAUCUCAGUAUCUGAGAUCAUGUCUUCUUCCUUCUUUAUCCCUAGUGAUAGCCGCCAGGCCUUUUUCAAUACCCUACCUGACAGCUCUGCUUCCUUCUGAAUUGGAGAUGCAGCAGAUGGAGGAGACGGAUUCAUCUGAACAAGAUGAUCAGACAGACACAGAGAACCUCCCCUUGCACGUGAGCACGGUAGAGCCUAGAGACUUGGUUCGAUUCAGCGUGACGUUGGCUCCAGAUUCCUGGAAACACUGUAUUAAAUGGUCACUUAAGUGCAAACGAGAUGUUGCAAGUGGAAUUUGUUGGGCAAAUACAUUUUAUGUACAUAGUUCUGGCUGCAGAAUAUGCUUGGGGCAGAAGGCAAGUGUGGGCUUCUCCUGUGAAAUGCACUCGCUUCUCAGCAAAUGUUCGCAUCCAUAGAAGGCUGUGAAACUUUGCAAGGGAUGGUAUGGGGAGAAGAGGAGCCAUGUCCUUGUUGCUGGAGCAAUUAGGCCAAUGCCUCACCCCAAUUCAGUUGCUCGUCGUCGGUGGUAGGAACAGAAUGUGGAUGGGAUAAAUAUAGUGGGCUGGUGCAUGUAUCCCCUUGCCCCGAACCCUUGCUGUGAUCCCUUGUUCAGGAUAACGCCUGAAUCUUCAAAGUUUAGGAAAAUUCAUUUUGAAUUCCAUAACACAUUUUUGUUGCCUCCCAGCAGAGGGCACCCAACUCUUCUACAUGCCAGCAUUGAUCGCUCGCUGGUUUGUCUCCUGCAUGUCCUUGUUGCUUUCUGCCUUGCUUGUUCUUGGGUGUGCUGAUUUGCCAGCUGAGACCCUGACAUUGUUCACAUCUUGUCUUACCUGCCAGGAUGACCCGGGAGCUGAGAAGGAGAAUGCAUCGGUACUGCAGCACAACACCUCGCUUUCUGGCAGCCGGAAUGGAGAUGAGAACUUGAUAGACAAUCCCUACCUUCGCCCAGUGAAGAAGCCCAAAAUCCGCAGGAAGAAGUGAUCUGUAGCAAGAUGAUGGGUGGGAUAGGAGGAAGCUUUUGGACCUCCUGUGGUCCUUGCAACUGCUGAGAUGUGGCAUGGGAAAGGCAGAAAGAUGCUGCUGGUUGAGGGCCAAAUGGAAAAGCAGCCUCUCUGGUUCAGGUCCUUUUCUCCCCAACAGUUUGUUAUAUAACUUAAGGUGAAGUCUGAAAUGCUCACCUAGAAACAUGGAAAUCUAUCUGUCUCUUCCAGGGAACAGCAUGCUGCAGCUUGCAGUACUUACAGCAUCUCUUGCCAUCCUCAAGUGUACCUUCUUUUUUUGAGGACUGCAGACAGAUUAACAGGAAAUGCUUCCUCACAUUUUGCCAGGUCUCCUGGAACUUCAGAAGGAGAAUCAUCUCUCGUCUCUGCUUGCCUUUCAUAUGUGCUACUCAUCCUGGGAUUCAUGCCACAUCACCUUGCUAAAUAUGACAUGUUUGGAUGAGGGGUAGCCAAGGGCAUCAGCUGGAUAUUCACUGUUGUUCCUUUGCAAAAGACGAGGCUGUUCAGAACAACACAAUUUCUGUGUGCUUGGAGAUGAGGGUUUGGUCUGAUCUUAUCUCUGGUUUGAAUUGUUGGGAGAGCUGAGCAGAGAAAUUUGAUGGUGGCAGAGCAAGAAGAGAAAGAUCCCAGCAGAUCUGCAAUGCUUGACAGCACAAGACAACUCACUUUUUACAAGUGCAUGUUGAUUGCGGAUCUUGUUUUCACCUGGAUGAGAGAGCUCUUUGUUUAGAAUCAUAUUGCCUGCACAUUGGCUCAAAGUCUUAGAUUUAUAUUCUCCUUGGCAAUACAGCAGCAGUUUUUCUACCUUCUUCUUGUAUCCAAGUAACGUUGACAAAGGCUGUAUUUCUGUCUGUGAUAGGAGACAGGGAAAAAGAUGCCACCCAGAAUGCAAUUAUAAGUUGUCCACCCUGCUUGAUGUUGAUGGCUGGGUGUGUGUGUGUGUGUGUUAGGAAUGUGCAUGGUUGCCUGUACUUCAGUCUCCCAUCAGCAGAGAGAAGCGAGAAACUACUCUCUUCCCCCAGCACCUUCCACCCUGGCCAGCAUGUGCCAGCAAGGCCUGGGAUGUAGCAGUAGAUUCUGCAUCACUCCCUGACUCCAUCUUCAAGUGUCCCUUGCUAUUUGUAUUAUAUGCCUAUCAGUACACUUUCCUAAAAUACUUGAUUUAAAAGGAAAAAAGAAAAAGACCACAGCUUGCUUUUUCUUCUUCAAAGUUUCUGAUUACCUUUCGGGAAUUUAGUUUUACAUCACCUGCUUCUGGAAGGAAAUAAAGAACAGUGAGAUUGCCUAAAGAAACCUCGUUCAGAUGUCACGUCCUGAUUGUCCAAGCUAUGGUUUGGAGAGUUGAGAAUAUGCUGUAGCUCUUACUCUCAGUCCUACCCCCUUAGGUGCCAACUCCCUCUAUUUCUUUGUUUCCUCUAGCCAUAGUUUGACAUGACGUCUCAGUCAGGUAGACUGUGGUUAGCACUAACCUCCAAAACACGAUUUGAAACAGUUGUUUGGAUGCACUCCUGGUUAGCUAUAGCAGUUGUUUGGAAGAUAGUCUUAAUUGGUUUGUGGUAGUUGGUUUGUGCUGGUUGGUCUCUGGUGAUAACUUUACUAUUCUGUUUGGUGAGUAACAAUUCAAAUUAGCAUCAAUCCACUUUAACCACAGCAACACUAAUAAGAAGGGCUUCCAAAAUGUGAUGCUGAACAUGAACUGCAAAUUAUGCCAUGUAAAAUCAGAAUUGUGCUGUAGCUUUGUAGCUUCACAAUGGGCCCAUUUGGAAAUGCCCGGAGUUCAGUUAAUAUCCUGUUAUGAUUUGUUUGUAGCACCUCUCUAGUGCAAGUGCAAAUUACAGCAGCUGCUCUCUAAAUCUCUGUAUACAUCUGCUCUGCAUUUCUCAUACCUGUGGAAAAUACUAGUUUAAUAGCACUAUCUCUUCAUCUACCCAGUUGAGUUAGCUGGUAACAAAAUCCUUUAGAUUCCUCUUCACCUAUUCCUCUGCUGAUUUGCCAGAUAAUUCACUGCUCUUCUAGCUCAUUAAGAGACAUUAGAAAGUCAUGGUGCCCUUUAAAUGUGUAGAGUUGCCCCAGAUGAUCAGCUAUUCAUCUAUUCAGUGUAGCUUCUGAGCCUAAAUGGAUUCAGAGAUUUUGGCGAGUGCAACACUUGCUGUCUGUUGGUGCUGUCAGUCUUUCUAUUGAGGACCACAGAGUCUAGAAGAUAAGCUGCAUUGCUUUUCCCUGCCAUUCCAAAAGAGAAAAAAAAGGGAAAGGAAAGGAAAGGAAAGGAAAGGAAAGGAAAGGAAAGGAAAGGAAAGGAAAAACAAGUCCUUCACAUAUCAAAUUAUUCUGUCCAUGGAGAUCUUGGGGGGGGGGGGAACUUGUUACCCAUUUUCAUUUGCCAAAAAACGCUUUCACUGUCAAAUCUGCUGAUAUACUUGUAUGUACAAAUGUAAAUAAAGACAGUUGUAUAUUUAUACAUUUAUAUAUUUUUGGUCACUGGUUAGGUUUUUGGGCGAUUUAAAAUGUUAGCCAGAUAUACACAAAUAGUGAAAAUAGUUUAUUUUUUCAGUUCAUAAUAAAAUGGUGCCUGCAUAAGCCAAACUGAGUCCUUUGUUUUAUAUGACUGGUCUUGC